GUUAUAAAUAGUAAAGCAAACCAUCCAGGGCAGUUCAUAAAUGAAACGCCUUCUCUGACUUUAUGAUUCUGAUCUUUGUGAAGAGAGACAGAGGAACAUCCUAGAAAUGACAUAAAAAUCAAAUAUUAAACAUGGAGCUAUUUAGACCUUGUUUGUUCUUUUAUCUGUUGGCCAUUUUGCUGUCACUGAGCAUCUCUUUGACCACAAACUCGAACCCCACCACUGCAGAAACACUUCAGUGGAAGGGUGGAGAUGGUGUGAAAAGGUCACGAGUGAGAAGGCAGAACCUAGACCUACAAAAUGCAUUACGUUUACCAGAAAAGGCUUAUGCUUUCUUUAUGUUAUGGAGAAUUCUGGAUGAAAUGUACAACGAUGCAAACACCAUCAAACCAUUAAUGACAAUGCCAGACAAACUGGAAUUUACAACACCAGAAGGGCCAAAGAUCAUGGAGACUGAGGUGAAAACAUCUUCAGUUCACGUACAGGAACAAAGCAUUCAUUCCACUGGUAUGACUGGUACAAAUAACUCUACAGCUAUGCCGUCCUUCCCUACUCACUCAUUACCAGACUCACAGAAAACAACUCAAUUAGAAGAUUUACAACUAGUGGGACAAUCAACUCAGCGACUCCAGACCACAAUACAGAAAAUUACAGAAUUCAAUCAAGCUACAGAGCAACAUAUCCCAGAUUCCACAACAUUUAAAAUUCUCACCAUUGCAUCAGAGGAAACAUCUACAAUUGCCAUACAUGAACAAAUUGACCACUUCACUGGCAUUAAUAUUAUAAAUAACUCCACUGCUAUGGUGUCCUUUCCCACUCACUCAUCAUUCCCAGACUCACAGGAAACAACUCAAUCAGGAGAUUCAAAACUAGCUAAAGAAUCAACUCAACAACUCCAGAUCACAAUACAGAAAAUUACAGAAUUCAAUCAAGCUAUAGAGCAACAUAUCCCUGAUUCCAAAACAUUUGAAAUGUCCACCACUACAUCUGAAGAACCUUCUACAAUUGCCAUACAUGAACAAAUUGACCACUUCACUGGAAUUAAUAGUAUAAAUAUCUCCACUGCUAUGGCAUCCUUCCCCACUCACUCAUUUCUAUCAGAAACAACUCAAUCAGGAGAAACAACUCAAUCAGAUUCACAACUAGCCGAGGAAUCAACUCAACGACUCCAGACCACAAUACAGAAAAUUACAGAAUUCAAUCAAGCUAAAGAGCAACAUAUCCCUGAUUCUACAACAUUUAAAUUUCCCACCACAGCAUCAGAAGAACCUUCUACAAUUGCCAUACAUGAACAAAUUGACCACUUAACUGGCAUUAAUGGCAUAAAUAACUCUACAGCUAUGGAUACUCUACCCACUCAAUCAUCAUUUCCAGACUCACAGGAAACAACUCAAUCUGGAGAUUCAGAACUAGCUGAAGAAUCAACUCAACGACCCCAGACCACAAUACAGAAUAUUCCUUCCAUACAUGAACAAAUUGACCACUUCACUGGCAUUAAUAGUAUAAAUAACUCCACUUCUAUGGCGUCCUUCCCCACUCAUUCAUCAUUACCAGACUCACAAGAAACAACUCAAUCACGAGAUUCACAACUAGCUGAAGAAUCAACUCAACAACCCCAGACCACAAUACAGAAUAUUCCUUCCAUACAUGAACAAAUCAACCGCUUCACUGGCAUUAAUGGCAUAAAUAACUCUACAGUUAUGGCGUCUCUACCCACUCAAUCAUCAUUUCCAGAUUCACAAGAAACAACUAAAUCAGGAGAUUCACAACUAGCUGAAGAAUCAACUCAGCGAUUCAAGACCACAAUACAGAAAAUUACACAACCCAGUGAAGUUACAGAGCAACACAUCCCUGAUUCCUCAACAUUUAAAUUUCCCACCACAGCAGCAGAAGAUCCUUCUACAAUUGCCAUACAUGAACAAAUCGACCACUUGACUGGUAUUAAUGAUACAAAUAACUCCACUGCUAUGGCAUCCUUCCCCACUCAUUCAUCAUUACCAGACUCACAAGAAACAACUCAAUCACGAGAUUCACAACUAGCUGAAGAAUCAACUCAACAACCCCAGACCACAAUACAGAAUAUUCCUUCCAUACAUGAACAAAUUGAUCACUUCACUGGCAUUAAUGGCAUAAAUAACUCUACAGCUAUGGCGUCUCUACCCACUCAAUCAUCAUUUCCAGAUUCACAAGAAACAACUCAAUCAAGAGAUUCACAACUAGCUGAAGAAUCAACUCAACGACUCCAGACCACAAUACAGAAAAUUACACAACCCAGUGAAGUUACAGAGCAACACAUCCUUGAUUCCACAACAUUUAAAUUUCCCACCACAGCAGCAGAAGAUCCUUCUACAACUGCCAUACAUGAACAAAUCUACCACUUGACUGGCAUUAAUGGCAUAAAUAACUCUACAGCUAUGGCAUCCUUACACACUCAAUCAUCAUUACCAGACACACUGGAAACAACUCAAUCAGGAGAUUCAAAUCUAGCAAAAGAAUCAACUCAACAACUCCAGACCACAAUGCAGAAUAUUCCUUCCAUACAUGAACAAAUUGAUCACUUCACUGGCAUCAAUGGCAUAAAUAACUCUACAGCUAUGGCGUCUCUACCCACUCAAUCAUCAUUUCCAGAUUCACAAGAAACAACUAAAUCAGGAGAUUCACAACUAGCUGAAGAAUCAACUCAGCGAUUCAAGACCACAAUACAGAAAAUUACACAACCCAGUGAAGUUACAGAGCAACACAUUCCUGAUUCCUCAACAUUUAAAUUUCCCACCACAGCAGCAGAAGAUCCUUCUACAAUUGCCAUACAUGAACAAAUCGACCACUUGACUGGUAUUAAUGAUACAAAUAACUCCACUGCUAUGGCGUCCUUCCCCACUCAUUCAUCAUUACCAGACUCACAAGAAACAACUCAAUCAGGAGAUUCACAACUAGCUGAAGAAUCAACUCAACAACCCCAGACCACAAUACAGAAUAUUCCUUCCAUACAUGAACAAAUUGACCACUUCACUGGCAUUAAUGGCAUAAAUAACUCUACAGCUAUGGCGUCUCUACCCACUCAAUCAUCAUUUCCAGAUUCACAAGAAACAACUCAAUCAAGAGAUUCACAACUAGCUGAAGAAUCAACUCAACAACCCCAGACCACAAUACAGAAAAUUCCUUCCAUUCAUGAACAAAUUGACCACUUCACUGGCAUUAAUGGCAUAAAUAACUCUACAGCUAUGGCGUCUCUACCCACUCAAUCAUCAUUUCCAGAUUCACAAGAAACAACUCAAUCAGGAGAUUCACAACUAGCUGAAGAAUCAACUCAACGACUCCAGACCACAAUACAGAAAAUUACACAACCCAGUGAAGUUACAGAGCAACACAUCCCUGAUUCCUCAACAUUUAAAUUUCCCACCACAGCAGCAGAAGUUCCUUCUACAAUUGCCAUACAUGAACAAAUCGACCACUUGACUGGCAUUAAUGGCAUAAAUAACUCUACAGCUAUGGCAUCCUUACACACUCAAUCAUCAUUACCAGACACACUGGAAACAACUCAAUCAGGAGAUUCAAAUCUAGCAAAAGAAUCAACUCAACAACUCCAGACCACAAUACAGAAUAUUCCUUCCAUACUUGAACAAAUCGACUACUUCACUGGCAUUAAUGAUACAAAUAACUUCACUUCUAAGGCGUCCUUCCCCACUCAUUCAUCAUUACCAGACUCACAAGAAACAACUCAAUCAGGAGAUUCACAACUAGCUGAAGAAUCAACUAAAUUCCUAACCACAAUACAAAAAAAUCAUUCUAUACAUGAACAAAUUGACCACUUCACUGGUAGUAAUGGUACAAAAAACUAUACAGCUAUGGUGUCUCUCCCCACUCAAUCAUCAUUUCCAGACUCACAGGAAACAACUGAAUCAGGAGAUUUACAACUUGCUGAACAAUCAACUCAACGACUCCAGACCACAAUACAGAACAUUAUAGAACCCAGCCAAGUUACAGAGCAACACAUCCCUGAUUCCACAAAAUUCACUAUCAAAAACUCCUCCAAAGCAGCAGAAGAACCUUCUUCAAUUGCCGUACAUGAUCAAAUCAACCGCUUCACUGGUAUUAAUGGCAUAAAUAACUCCACAGCUAUGGAGUCUCUACCCACUCAAUCAUCAUUUCCAGACUCACAGGAAACAACUCAAUCUGGAGAUUCAGAACUAGCUGAAGAAUCAGCUCAACACUUCCACAGAACGAAACAGAAAAUUCCAAAACCCAUCAUUCACUCUACUGGAACAAAUGGUACUAAUUAUUCUACACCUACAUCUUUUCUCACUGAACUGCCACCACAAGUGUCACAAGAAAACACCCUGUCAGGAGCUCCACAACUACUUGAACAUUCAACUCAACAUUUCCAGAGCCCCAAACAGAAAAUGACAAAACCCAGUCUGAAAAUUGUACACCUUAUUGCAACCAUUUCCACCCCACAUCUGGCCACAACAUAUAGAAUUCAACAGGAAACUCUACUAAAGUCUGCCAUGGACCCACACAUUCCAAAUAAUGACAUACUUGCAUCAACAAUGGAAAACGACAAUCUGCAACCAACUCCAGUUCCACAAAUAACAAAGGAUGAAUAUCCCAAUAUGACGCCAUUCAUCAUGCAAAGCAUUUCAAAACCAACUCCACCAGCAAGGACAAAACAAACAACUUUAUUAACAGUCAAGCCUGAAAUCAUAAAACAUCCUCCACACACUCUUUCUGUUACCUGGCAAAAUGGGAAACCCAACUGGCUUGUGACAACCACAGAUUGGAGAGUGUCAAAACCUACGCCACCUACAUUCACAUUGAAGAGGCAAAUACAAGACUCCACUUCACUUCUGCUGACUCCAAAAAAUAUAAAGAAAAAUACUCAAACACGAACAAAUGAUUCAUUAGUAAGCAGCAAAACGGCUUCCACUUCACCUCUUCCAAUCCUGAUAGAGAAACAUUUGUUUGACUCAGAAGGACCAAAGGAAACUUCUGUGCCAACAGGCAUUAGUCUACAGGAUUCCAGAACCCAUCGGAGUAAUGCAGAAACACAGUCACAGAGCACAACAAACAAAUACACAAUCCUUAACAAAAUUAUGUCCCAAACAAGUUUCCCGUUAGUAAAGGACACAGCAAAUCAAGCUCCCACAGAUGGAGUGCAUAUGUCUCAAACUAUUCCAGUCACCACAGAAAAGCUCAUUAAGAUGUUCACUCUAAAUCCAAGACCUUCAGAAAAAAAUAUUCAUACCACAUCAGUUGUAACAAAUGGAUUACUACAAUCAAGAACACUGGAAAUUCCAUCCAGGAUUUCAACAAAACGGGCCAAUAUCCAUCCCACCAAAACAACGGAGUCUCGAUAUGAACCGACAAAUCAAGGACCUACAGCAGAUUCAAUGCCAAAUGAAAAUUAUUCCAAUAAUGAUCUGCUAACCGAGAUGGAAAAACCAACGCAAAGCAUGAGUGGACGCAAACCAAGUUUGACAACUCGUUCAACUAGAUGGCACGUGUCAAAAACACAAACUAUUUCACAGAAACCCAAGACAUUUAUUUUAUCAACAUACAAAUCAGCUAAUUCCGCAGUAGAAAAUGACACGAAAACCCACAGAUAUAUUUUUGAAGUACUUCUUGCUUUUAUGUGCCUUUUGUUGCUGUUAAUAGUAAUCUUGCUUUGGGUAGUCUGGAAAAGAUGGAAAGCCCGGCACAGGAGGAGCAACAUCUGGGUAGCAGGUUCUCCUGUCCUGUGUGGAACAUAUCAUUCAGUCUUGCAGUACAGCAGUUCACACGGCAAUGCAGAUGAGGAAUAAGAACAGUCAAAAGAAAAAGCAAGAAAAUAGUGAUAUUUCUGAGACUAUUGCUCUCAAGCAACAACACAUAUACGUUGUAUAAACAUGAGGAUGUCAGGGACUCACGGCACUCUUACCCUCGACAUGACAGCUUUUUUAACUAAACAAAUUGUGAAUUAACAAAUUCUACAGACUUCUCAGUGAGUCACAAUCUUCCAGACGACGUCUUCGUGUCUUGCAUAUGCAAAGACUUAACUUUACAUGAACAAAUGAGUGUUAAGAUUACAUUAUAUAUGUUGAUAUUAUGUGAUUGUACUUUUAAAGGUUAACAAUUGUUUUAAUAAAAAAGCUAUUUUGACCUGUAUUAUAACUGAUAUUAAUCCGAUUCACUAAAACAAAAACUUGUUGAAAAAUGUCCAUUAACUAUUACUGUACAUACAAAUUGAAUACAUUUCAAAAGA
This is a messenger RNA of Carassius gibelio (silver crucian carp), 6238 nucleotides long. RefSeq names its product mucin-6-like. Bases 132 to 5798 code for a protein of 1888 amino acids. The record is from RefSeq and is a predicted model, not a curated record. Lineage: Eukaryota; Metazoa; Chordata; Actinopteri; Cypriniformes; Cyprinidae. The transcript has 2 exons.